Aspergillus ruber CBS 135680 is the source of this 1675-nucleotide messenger RNA. RefSeq names its product Zn(II)2Cys6 transcription factor. The transcript has 4 exons. The record is from RefSeq and is a predicted model, not a curated record. Gene Ontology annotation, biological process: regulation of DNA-templated transcription. NCBI's taxonomy places the organism in Eukaryota, Fungi, Ascomycota, Eurotiomycetes, Eurotiales, Aspergillaceae. Gene Ontology annotation, molecular function: zinc ion binding; DNA-binding transcription factor activity, RNA polymerase II-specific. Bases 32 to 1675 code for a protein of 547 amino acids.
GUCGAUUUGAUUUCGAUAUUAUCAGUGCGCCAUGGUGGAUGCCCCAGUGAAGAGAUCCCGAGCGAGUAAGCCCAAAGUGCGGACAGGCUGUCUCACCUGCAAGGCACGCAGAAUCAAAUGCGACGAGGGAAAGCCGGAAUGCAAACGUUGUAAAAUUGGCGGGAGAAAAUGCGAUGGUUUUCUCCCAGCCCAAGAGGAAAUGCUUGCAAUAGUGCCCAAGCAGCUUAUCGGUGUGCCGACAGUGACAUUGCCAGGCGAGUCACGAGCGCUGGAGUUUUUCUUCCAUAAGAGUGCGCCGCUGUUGGCGGGGUUUUUUGAAAGUGCGUUUUGGAAUGGGAGUGUGUUGCAACUUAGUCUUGUGGAGCCGGCUAUUCGGCAGGCUAUUGCGGCUAUCGGGUCUGUUCAUGAAGAGCAGGGGUUGAAGAGAUUGCAGGGUGGCAGUGGCAGCAGCAGCAGUACAGGGUUCGUAACUGCCGUGCAACUGUACAACCGGGCGAUUCGGUUGGUUAUCGCGAGGGCAGAGGUGGAUCCAAAUGCAAUUCCCGCGGUGACGAUGGCAAGUAUCCUGUUUACUUGUUUUGAGUUUCUUCGCGGUAAUGCUCCAGCCGCGGCAUCGCACAUCACCAGCGGUGUCCGUUUGUUACAGGAGUGGCGCGAUAAAACUGGUACUCAGCCUAUAGGCGCUUGGGGUCAAUCACACAAGUCAUUCGAAUCACAAUUCAUGGAAACAGAGCUCGCGCCAAUUUUGAGUCUCUUCAACCUCAACACAUGCGAGUUCGGUCCCGGCCAGCGCACCCGGAUUAUUCUCAAUGCGGUCGACAAGCAGGACUUUCUUGUGCUUCCAGAGAAAUUCGGGAACCUCCGUGAAUCACGCGUUGCACUCGUAGACCUGGUCACCUCAACAUCCGUGCUAUUCAGUAACAUGGACGAGAGCAUUGGCAAAGGACAACCCCUCGAUACCAAUCUCGUAGAAGUCUUCAGUGGCAUCCGCAAUAAUCUCGACCGGUGGAAAGUCAAGUUCGAGGAACUCGUUUACCAUAAAGAGGCAACGUGGGAUAAGAAACAAAGGAGCGCUGCGGACAAUAUCCGUAUUAUGUGGUACAGUACGGAAAUAGGAAUUCUUUCUUAUACAGCGGGAACCGAAACGACAUGGGAUGGGCGCCGGGAUAGCUUUGAAGAGAUCCUGCGCUUGUCGGAAUUGCUCAUUUCAGACACGGAUCGCUACCCGGAUGACCUUUCCAGGACACUCAGUCUGGACUUGGGGUUGAUAUUCCCUCUGCACGCCAUCGAGGAGGCCGCACUAUCCGUCUCUCGUAUGGAUGCCCCGGAUGCAAACGAAGAGGACUUCCUCCCCCCCGAACAUGCGCGCAUUUACGACUUUUACUGCCAGCCACUUUCCAAGGGCUACACGUCAGAAACAGGCAAAAUGUAUACAUUACACGUUGUGACUUUCGAAACUAAGCCCGAUGGCCCACAAGGGGAACCGCAAUACUACACUGAGAGUAUUUGGAUGCCGACUACUACCACUCAGGUAGGAGACAAAAGAGAGCAGGAAGCCGUAAAUGAGAUUGCACCAUUGACGAACCUGCUAUCCACUAAACAGUGGGCAAGGCCUAAAGUGACAGAUAUGCAGACGGCGAGUCUGUUGAAAGGGGUUGUUUUUGGGUUAGAGUAA